UCGGGAAGUGGACGGCGGGGUGCCGCGCUUUCUGCGCUCUUUUUCUCUUCCGCGUCGGUGAGGGGCUGUCCCCGGCGUCCGCACCCAGGAUGAAGAACUAUAAAGCAAUUGGCAAAAUAGGAGAGGGAACAUUUUCUGAAGUUAUGAAGAUGCAGAGCCUAAAAGACGGAAAUUACUACGCAUGCAAGCAAAUGAAGCAGCACUUUGACAGCAUUGAUCAGGUGAACAGUCUGCGGGAGAUUCAAGCCCUGAGGCGCCUGAACCCGCACCCCAACAUCCUCACACUAUACGAAGUAGUUUUGAGGAGAUGGGACAGGAGGGCCCAGAAGUUAUGGUCAGUGCACUGCAUUUUGGAGCACCAGCUGCUCUUCCUUGCUGGCGCAGCCACCGAGAGCAGACCUGGAGAGCCUGUGCUGCGUGUGCGGCUGUGCUGCGUGUGCGGCUGUGCUGCGUGUGCCGCCGAGCUGCGUGUGCGGCUAUGCUGCGUGUGCCGCCGAGCUGCGUGUGCCACCGGGCUAUGUGGCCCCGGCUCUGUCCAGUCUCGCUCCCCACCUGUGGCCCUGUGCUCAGCUCUGGCUUCUCUUAGCAGUGUUCGGCGGGUCCUGCAGGGCAGGCAUGUGGGUGCAGGGCGAAGACACCCGUUAUCGGAACGGAGAAUCAUGCACUACAUGUACCAGCUGUGCAAAUCCCUUGACCACAUGCACAGAAAUGGAAUAUUUCACAGGGAUGUGAAACCAGAAAAUAUACUAAUAAAGCAGGACGUCCUGAAGCUCGGGGACUUUGGAUCCUGCCGGAGCGUCUACUCCAAGCAGCCGUACACAGAGUACAUCUCCACGCGCUGGUACCGGGCCCCCGAGUGCCUCCUCACGGACGGCUUCUACACCUACAAGAUGGACCUGUGGAGCGCAGGCUGUGUGUUCUACGAGAUCGCCAGCCUGCAGCCCCUCUUCCCCGGAGACAAUGAACUCGACCAGAUCUCAAAGAUCCACGACGUGAUUGGCACACCUGCUCAGAGGACCCUGACCAAAUUCAAGCAGUCGAGAGCUAUGAGUUUUGAUUUUCCUUUUAAAAAGGGAUCGGGAAUACCUCCACCGCCCACCAACCUGUCCCCGCACUGCCUCUCCCUCCUGCACGCCAUGGUGGUCUACGACCCCGACGACAGGAUUGCUGCCCACCAGGCCCUGCAGCACCCCUACUUCCAGGAACAGAGGGGAGCCGAAGCCCGGGCUCUGGUCAGCCAUCGGAGAGCCUUCUUCCCGACUUGA
Molecule: messenger RNA, 1265 nt
Organism: Dipodomys ordii (Ord's kangaroo rat)
Lineage: Eukaryota; Metazoa; Chordata; Mammalia; Rodentia; Heteromyidae
Gene: Mok
Product: MOK protein kinase
Exons: 12
Coding region: 90-1265 (391 amino acids)
Biological process (GO): protein phosphorylation; intracellular signal transduction
Cellular component (GO): nucleus; cytoplasm
Molecular function (GO): ATP binding; protein serine/threonine kinase activity
Source: RefSeq, a predicted model, not a curated record